This is a messenger RNA of Didymodactylos carnosus, 1401 nucleotides long. Lineage: Eukaryota; Metazoa; Rotifera; Eurotatoria; Philodinida; Philodinidae. The record is from the annotation of a GenBank genome assembly.
AGAAUCUUUAGCACACUUUUCUCUUUAAUUUGUGAUAUUCUAGAUCUCUAGGCGUCUCGUUACUCAAACAUUAUAAGAAAAACAAAAUGCAAAAAAAUCGUUACGGAAUUUCACUCCGGUAGCAGAGAUGGCUGGCCAGAGCGAGAAACGAAAAUGGUUUAAACUUUUGUCAUACACUUUUUAGACUUGAAAAAGGUUUAUUAAAAAUCAAGUCCGUUUGAAGUCCAAGCAGUUAAAAUCUAUGACAUUCAACAACGGGAUGGGUAGAAUUUGAUAUCUAAUUUAUUAAUCUUUUUUUGUCAAACAUGUAUCUAAUAUAUGGAUAAAAUAUAUUUAUCCAUCGUAUGUGAUUAUGACCUACUGCAUAGUGCAGAAACCACUAUGAAGUUGGACUUGGAAAUGGUCGGACUCGUCCAACUCUGGGUUAAAGACUACUAAUCAUUUCAAAUUAUAAUAAGGCAGAUAAUUUGGCUGUUUUUCGAAUAACUCAAGAACAAAAAGCGGGAAUGACUGGCGGUUUUCACCAUUCGAUAGCCAGCACGUCAGAGCUUUCACCACCAAAACAUUUUUGAAACUAUUUUUCAAAAACUGAGUUUUCUCGGGAUCUCUAGAGAACUAUUUCAUAACCCGAAAAUUUAACAUAGCAAUAUAUUAGAUUUUUUUGACAGAUAGAUAACCUAAAAUGUCUUCUACAAAAUGAGAUCUAAGUGAGAGCUUCAUCUACCAUGGUUCGACUGUGGAAACGCUUUUCCUGAGAUCUACAGGAUUCACUCAAAAUCGAUUCAGACUACUUCAGAACAUGCAGGUAAGCUCUUUACGCAACACCUUAAAAUUUAAUAAAAGUUUUGAUAACCAGUGGGAAGUUUAAAAAGAUUUUCUAAAAAUCAUCUGUCAAGUGAGAAAUGAUUUUUACUAGUUUUUAAUACAGAAUUAAUUGAACAGAUAAAAUAGAAUUUAUCUUAAUGUUCCGAAGUAUCCGGAUCGAUUAAGAGUGAGUUCUGUAGAUCUGAGGAAAAUCGCUCUCUCAAUCGAACCAUGGUAGAUGGAGCUCUCGCUUAGAUCCCGUUUUGUAGAGGACAUUUUCGGCUAUCUAUCCGUGAUAAAAAAACUAAUUUAUUGGUCUAUUAAAUUUUCUAAAUGAUGUGAUAACGUUAUCCAUGUGGAAAUGACUAUUUUUUGGUUCUUAUUUUAGGUCCUAUCGAGGAUGCAUAUGAUAUAUGGGUGAUUGAAUUAAAUCCAUUUAUGGAAACGACUGAUGGUGGUUUAUUUAGUUGGCAACAUGAACGACAUAUAUUAGAAGGAAAAAAUAAUGGGUUUGAAUUUCGAAUUACACAACGACCAAAACCCGGUGCGUUAACCAUGCUGCCAAAUUCUGUUCGUCAGUUAAUCAAACAAAUGUGA